Molecule: messenger RNA, 2373 nt
Organism: Panthera uncia (snow leopard)
Lineage: Eukaryota; Metazoa; Chordata; Mammalia; Carnivora; Felidae
Gene: MMP25
Product: matrix metallopeptidase 25
Exons: 10
Coding region: 537-2225 (562 amino acids)
Biological process (GO): collagen catabolic process; proteolysis; extracellular matrix organization
Cellular component (GO): extracellular matrix
Molecular function (GO): zinc ion binding; metalloendopeptidase activity
Source: RefSeq, a predicted model, not a curated record
GAGCCGUGCCCGGGAGAGUCCCAGCGGAGCCGGCUUCUGGGAAGAGAAACUUGCGGCCGGGGGAGGCACGGGAGGCGCUCGGUACGGGCUCCUCGCCGCCACCCCCCACCCGCGCCGCCCGCGCUCUCGGAAGCGCCCGGAGGAGGGUCUCGGGGUCCGGCUGGUCGCUGCCCGCGGGCCGUCCGAAGACUGGGCUCAUCCGGUGCGACAGCCCUGCCCCGCCCGGGGGGAGGGGCCGGGCCGGCCCGGGACCCAGAGGCCGCCGCCGCGCACCCGGAGAGGCCGCACCGCCGCCCCUCCCGUCCCCUCUCCGGCCUCCCGGGACCCGCAGCGACCCCAGCCCCCCCCCCUCCACCCCCGGGCCCUCCUCUGGACGCCUCCGUGUCCCCCGCGUCGGGCCCCCCUGGGUCCCGGCGCCCCGUCCUCCUGCCCACCGCUCCCACCUCGCGCAGGGCUCCCCGGGCCUCUCCCGGCCCCCGACCCCCUGCCCCGGGUCCCCGGAGCCGCCGCGGUCGGGCCCCCAGAGCCCCGCGGACAUGCUCGGGCUGCUCGCGCUGCUGCUCCCGCUGCUGCCGCCGCCCGCGCGCGCCCAGGAGCCCUCCGCGCAGGACGUGAGCCUGGGAGUGGACUGGCUGACCCGCUACGGCUACCUGCCACCACCCCACCCUGCCCAAGCACAGCUGCAGAGCCCUGCCAAGCUGAGGGAUGCUAUCAAGGUCAUGCAGAGGUUUGCGGGGCUGCCUGAGACAGGCCUCCUGGACCCGGUGACCAUGGCCACCAUGCACAGGCCCCGCUGCUCCCUGCCUGAUGUGCUGGGGGCGGCAGAGCUGGUGAGACGUCGUCGCCGGCGCCGGCGCUACGCCCUGAGCGGCAGCGUGUGGAAGAAGCGAACGCUGACGUGGAGGGUGCACUCCUUCCCCCAGAGCUCGGCACUGAGCCAGGAGAUGGUGAGGACCCUCAUGCACCACGCCUUGGCCACCUGGGGCGUCGAGUCAGGCCUCAAAUUCCAGGAGGUGGGCUUUCAGAGCCCGACGGAGCCCGACAUCGUCAUUGACUUUGCCCGGGCGUACCACCAGGACAGUUACCCCUUCGACGGGCAGGGAGGGACCCUAGCCCACGCCUUCUUCCCCGGGGAACACGCCAUCUCUGGGGACACGCACUUCGACGACGAGGAGAUCUGGACUUAUGGGUCAAAAGAUGGUGAGGGGACGGACCUGUUUGCUGUGGCUGUUCAUGAGUUUGGCCACGCCUUGGGCCUGGGCCACUCCUCGGCACCCGACUCAAUCAUGAGGCCCUUUUACCAGGGCCCGGUGGGCGACCCCCACAAGUACCGCCUGUCCCAGGACGACCGGGAAGGCCUACAGCAGCUCUAUGGGAAGGUGCCCCAGACCCCGUACGAUAAGCCCACAAGGAAACCCUUGGCUCCUCCUCCCCCACCCCCUACCCCACCCCCAGACAGCCCCUCUCUCCCCACCCCUGACCGAUGUGAAGGCAAUUUUGAUGCUAUCGCUAAUAUCCGUGGUGAAACCUUUUUCUUCAAAGGCCCCUGGUUCUGGCGCGUUCAACCCUCGGGACAGCUGGUGUCGCCCCGGCCCGCCAGGCUCCACCGCUUCUGGGAGGGGCUGCCCGCCGGGGUGAAGGUCAUCCAGGCCGCCUACGCCCGGCCCCGGGACCGCGGCAUCCUCCUCUUCAGCGGCCCCCAGUUCUGGGUGUUCCAGGAGCGGCAGCUAGAGGGCGCCCCGCGGCCGCUCACGGAGCUGGGGCUGCCGGCCGGAGAGCAGGUGGACGCCGUGUUCUCGUGGCCGCUCAACGGGAAGACCUACCUGAUCCGGGGCGGGCGCUACUGGCGGUACGACGAGGCGGCCGCGCGCCCGGACCCCGGCUACCCCCGCGACCUGAGCCUUUGGGAAGGGGCGCCUGACGCCCCCGACGAUGUCACCGUCAGCAACGCAGGUGACACCUACUUCUUCAAGGGCGCCCACUACUGGCGCUUUCCCAAGGGCAGCGUCAAGGCGGAGUCCGACUCCCCCCAACCCAUGGGCCCCAAGUGGCUGGACUGCCCGGCCCCCAGCGCCGGCCCACGCUCCCCCAGGCCCCCCAAAGCCACCCGGGAGCCCGGAGCCUGCAAUUGUCAGUGCGAGAUCAAUCAGGCCUCAGGGCGGCCGUCGCUGUCCUUCCUGCUGUCCCUUCUACCCCUACUGGUGGGGGGCGUCGCCUUCAGCUGAGGGGGACGGUCCCGGGGCGGGGCUCAUGCGGGUGGAGCUUCGCCCUGGGGACGCGGACAAAUGGCUAGCCCUUAGACUGGACGGGCCAUGUGCUCACCCUCGCCGUUCCAGCACCCCCCCUCUCCCCCUCCCCCCCCCCAGCCCCACC